UUGAUGCUAAUGCAUAUCUACUGCAUCAGGGCAAAGGGGAAGGCUUGCAUGUGGUGUGGUGUGUGUGUGUGUGUGUGUGUGUGUGUGGUUCGUGUGCACCGAUAGCAAAAAGGUACUUGUAUCCGAGGAAAAGAGGCGACGGGUGUCAGCCAUUCGUGGUGUGCAAGGGUGAGAACGGCGACCACCAGAAACACCGGUGUGCAAUCAUCCAGGAAAAUGUGACGAGUGCGGUGGUGGAAUGAUGGCAGGGGGGGGCCAGGGAUAUUUAUUCCUGGUCUUGUCUCCCUUCGCUCGUCGUGGGAUUCUUUUUGUAUCUGGUCUUUUUCAUCUGCCAUAUUUCCCAUCAAGGUUGCCAGUUUCAUCACAACAAAGUCGAAAACACACACCUAGAUAUUCAUCGACGUACAUCAAAGCCAAACGACAACAUCUCUCACAUCACGAUCAGAGCUUGAUAUCGCACCUUGUUGUCAGAAGCGAUAAGCGACUCAACCAACCCCAGUGUUCUUCCUCAAGUCGACCAUCGACAAACCAUCGCACAUAUCUUAGUCAACAUGACUCCCGCACAUCCUCAAGCAGCCAGCCGUCCGCGCUUGAUCUUGCGCUCCGACUCUUUCACACACGAAGACCUCAGCGCUGCAUUUGCAGCAUCAGCCUCGCAGCCACGCACCAAGGAUCUGAAGAUCCGCAUCAUGUUCGAUCCGAAUUAAUCACAUCAUCACCCGACAGAAUGUUCGGAGUUAUUGAGCUUAGUCUUGGAGAGGAGUGGUUCGGAGUUUCGAGGAGUACAACAGCAGCCGAUAAGGCGACAUAUAAGCGGAGCUGAUCAGGAUGAUUGUUUCUUUCCUUCUUGUUUGUUCCCGUCGGGUUCGACGCUAGUCCAUGGCAGUCAUUUGUGUUGGGAGUUUUGGGUCUAGGGACUUGAAAGUUUGUCCCGUUUUCCGCUUACUCAGAGAUGACGAGAAU
Molecule: messenger RNA, 963 nt
Organism: Aureobasidium pullulans EXF-150
Lineage: Eukaryota; Fungi; Ascomycota; Dothideomycetes; Dothideales; Saccotheciaceae
Exons: 2
Coding region: 239-823 (194 amino acids)
Source: RefSeq, a predicted model, not a curated record